Necator americanus (New World hookworm) is the source of this 846-nucleotide messenger RNA. RefSeq lists its product as uncharacterized. Gene Ontology annotation, biological process: small GTPase-mediated signal transduction. The record is from RefSeq and is a predicted model, not a curated record. Bases 1 to 846 code for a protein of 281 amino acids. Gene Ontology annotation, molecular function: GTP binding; GTPase activity. NCBI's taxonomy places the organism in Eukaryota, Metazoa, Nematoda, Chromadorea, Rhabditida, Ancylostomatidae. The transcript is spliced from 9 exons.
AUGCAGCAAGUCUACACAGAAUGCGUUCAGAUUAAUCGUCUUAAGGUUCUCGUUUGUGGUGAUCGAGGUGUGGGAAAAACUGCAUUGAUUCAUGCAUUUCGAGAUGAUUAUUUCACGGAAGAUCCGGAUGAGACCGGAGAAAUGGUGUGUCGGAUGCUUUACGUGCAGGAUCGACGGACAUUGUUCCAGAUGGUCGAAUUACAUGCUAACAAUUUGUUACCAGAUGAUGCACAUAAUGCAAGAGCUAUAAUGCUCCUAUUUGAUGACGAAUCCCCGAAAACUAUAAUGCGAAUCCAAAAAUACUGGUACUCCAAAAUCAAUUUAUAUUUCUCACAUGUACCAUUAUUUCUCGUACGAAGCAAAUGCGAUUUACGAACGUCAUUUAAUCCUGCAAAUGGUGUGAAUUUGAAGAAUUCUGUGCAUGCUAUGCGUUAUUUAGAAUGUUCCGCAAAGCAAAUGAAUGGUGUGAAAUAUGUGUUCCUUGAGAUUCUCGGUGCUAUUAAGCCUGAAGAAAGAACGAAAGAACCAGAUGACUGUAAUCUCGCAAUGACACCAACGCAAGCGAUGGCCGCUGUAGCAUGCAGAGUUAGCAGCUCUGGGCCAAUGUUAAGACAGAUGCUAGUGAAUGCACGAGAAUGUCUAACAAAUCCUGCAGCGUUUCCCGACGUUAAACAAUCACUUGACAGUUAUCUGCCGUUCAACAUUUUUGGCAGUGGGCCAACUCCUGAAGAAAGCAACAAGAACAAUAUUCUGAAGAAAUUGGAGGAGAACGAAAAAACAGCAAAAGAAGGAUCAAGAAAGGAUUCAAGCAGAGAUGCAGACACUAAUGAAAAAGAAAAUCGAUAA